Messenger RNA from Toxotes jaculatrix (banded archerfish), 3100 nucleotides. It is a transcript of the gene klhdc2, whose product is annotated as kelch domain containing 2. The transcript is spliced from 14 exons. The record is from RefSeq and is a predicted model, not a curated record. Gene Ontology annotation, molecular function: protein binding. Bases 228 to 1577 code for a protein of 449 amino acids. NCBI's taxonomy places the organism in Eukaryota, Metazoa, Chordata, Actinopteri, Toxotidae.
AAAUAUUUCUGUUAAUUUUAGUCUGUAGUCAGCCUUCUCUUUGGUUCAAAAGCUAAGCUAACAGCUGACGUUGAUUUAGUAACCUAAAUAGUUAAGCUAGCGAAGUAGGUCAACAGUAAUCGUUCUGCCAGCUACGCUAGCGCUGUCUGGUCCGUUGUCCCGAAUUAGGUGAAUUAUCGCUAACAAAGUGAAGUGGACUGAAAAAUUGAAGUAGACAGGAGAGUGGCAUGGCAGAGAGAAUGGCAGAGAUGGAGGAAGACAUUGGGGAUCUGCCGGUCAGAGAGGAUGACAAUGACUCAGACAGAGACGAAGAUGACAGACUGUUUGCUUGGAUGGUAAAUGACGACAUGGAUGAGGACGAGGAUGAAGAUGAGGUGGAAGAGGUGGAGAAUGAACAGCCCUUAGACACUGAAGCAUCUGAGUCAUUUGAGUUGGACACCCCAGCUGAGCGCAGUGGUCAUAUAGCAGUUGUUGACAGAAAUAUCAUGUACGUGUGGGGUGGAUACAAGAAUGCUCAAAAUCAUGGAUUAUUUGACUUGUAUCUGCCGAGAAAUGAAAUAUGGAUGUACAACAUGGAGUCAGGUGUAUGGACAAAGCGUGUAGCAGGAGGUAACCUACACACAUCCAUGUCAGGCAGCUGUGGGGUGUGUGUUGAUGGAGUCCUUUACAUUUUUGGAGGUCAUCAUGCCAGAGGAAACACAAACAGGAUUUACUGCCUGCCCUUGAGAGCUCCAAGCCUUGUGUGGGAGGAAAUGAGCGAUCUGAAAGGACUCCCUCCAUCAUCCAAGGACAAGUUAGGGUGCUGGGUUCAGAGGAACAGACUUAUAUUCUUUGGGGGAUAUGGCUACGCUGCACAGGGACCUCAUCGAGGGACGUUUGAAUAUGAUGAAUCAUCUUCUCUUGUGUGGGACAGCCCUGGGCGAGGUUGGAAUAAUCACAUUCAUAUCCUGGACCUGGAGACAUAUACAUGGAGCCAGCCCAUCACCACAGGGAACACCCCGUCACCCAGAGCAGCUCAUGCCUGUGCCACAGUUGGUAACAGAGGCUUUGUGUUUGGGGGACGAUACAAGAACUACAGACUAAAUGACCUGUACUAUAUUGAUCUGGACACAUGGGAGUGGCAUGAAAUGAGCAUUCCCCAGCAGUGUCCCGUGGGCCGGUCUUGGCACUCCUUCACUCCGGUGUCACCAGACCACAUCUUCCUAUUUGGAGGGUUCACCACAGAUAGAGAGACACUAAGUGACGCCUGGCUGUACUGCGUGAGCAAAAACGAAUGGAAGCCUUUCAAACACAGUCACACACAGAGCCCCAGGCUGUGGCACACAGCAUGUGCUGGUCCUGAUGGGGAGGUGUUCGUGUUUGGGGGUUGUGCCAACAACCUGUUGUCUCAUCACAGAGCUGCUCACAGCAACGAAUUAUUGGUUUUCAAUGUUCAACCCAAAUCACUAGUUGGGUUCUGCAUGGAAGCCAUUCUGCAGCACAGGGAGCGUUUGUCUAGUUACUGGGACUGCCUGCCCAAACCUAUCCUGCACAGCCUCAAACAGAGGAUGGCACGUGUCAACACACUGGGCUCCUAGGCGAAGGGCAGCUAACAAUCAAGUCCAGUGUUACAGGAUCAUAUGUAUGUAUGGAAGAAAUGACUGUUUCUCUCGCAGCAGGUAGUCCUGUUAGAGCAUUAGUUGAGUGUGUGUGGACACUUGCAUACAUAAAACAAAAUCUUUAAGCAAUAGUGAACAGCUGUGGAUUUAUUGGAAAUGGAUCCUGACUGGCGCGCUAAGGUUCACAGGUGACCCUCAAAGCUAUUUAUGGAAGUUUAUCAACUGUUUAUUAUCCUGCAAAGCCAGUAGAACCUUCUGUGGAGUAACAACAGUGCUACCUGUUGUUAUCACAGCGUGUACGAGAGAGCAGAAGUCACUACACUACUUUCGGGUUAGCUUUCAUUCUGUUGUCCUUUGCUCAGCACCAUUUUUGUGCGUUUUUGUUCAUGAUUUCUUUCGUCAUCCCCUCUAAAAAGCUGAAUGUGAUAGCAUGGUUUUCUGUCCAUAUUGAUACAUAAAUGUAUAUUUACUUCCGUUCUAGAUAAGAAAAUUGUACAAAGAUUAGAGCUUAUUUUUGUUAAUGACUGCAGCUUCAAUGACUGUGCUUGUGGGGAGGUGUUGGUUUCAAAUACAAAGAAAAGUCGUUCUUUUUAUCUUUGUUAAUUAUUUAACAAAAUGACUUACAAUGUGGACAGAAAACCCUGACUCUCAUGUUUCAACUUUUCAGGAAGACUGCUGAAAGAAACCCCUAAGGCUAGUGAGGAAAAGAUAUAGUUUGAAAAGGUGACUGGGCUUUGUGCUUUAGCAAUGCCGUUUUCUCCUGAAGCUCACUGUGCAUCUUGUGGGUAUACUCAAGUGUAGAGGGCAGAGAUGUAAUUUUUAAAAUGGACAACACGUGCCAGUCGGAUGUUAGUGACUUUCACUGAUCUUCCUCAGAAAUCAACUUCUCCAUUGUCUUAACACUUAAUAUGAUGGUGCAAAGCUGAAACAGUUUUGUUUUAACACUACAGAUUGAUUUUUUUUUUUUAAUAUGGCCUGUUUCUUUAAUGAUUCCUACAACAGAUUUUUGGCACGGUCUCAAUUACAGACGUUUGCUUGAUCUUUGGUAGUUUGCUUAAAUUCUCAUGACCUAAAACUAGUGCUUUACGCUUCAGAUCAUCUAUGGAGCCACUGAAAUGUAACCUUUUAUUUUUAAUUUGUAUAUACAGUUAUUUAUAUAUUUGUGAGGAAAUGUGUGGGUUCUGUGUUCUCAAAGAGGCUUUUAAAAGCCUUUAAAUUGUUUAAAGUGGCUCCUGUAGAAUUGGAUUUUUGUUAAAUCAAUAACUUAAAAUUCUGGAAGUAUUGUGGAUGUUUAGCCAUGUUGCACUGAAAUGCCUGAUUGUUGGUAGGGCUUUGUUUGUAUUUGCCUGUUUUGCACAAUGUUCCCUUUGUGUUUUUUAUUGUAAGAUUCAUUGCACAGUGGUCCUUAAAAUAACAAAAUGACAAAAAAAAACCCAACCAAAUAACAUUAGAUUUCUUUUUCACUGUUACUCAAAGAAUAAACCAGAAAUUGUGUUCUGUGA